GAGCUGCCGGGGCCCGGUGAGCUGCCGGGGCCCGGGCAGCCGGGUGGGUGCCGUGCCGAGCUCACCCCUGAGCCGGUCACACGCCGGUGCUCCGGUCAUUAGCCGCGGGGAUGUGUCAGUGGACAGAACACUCAUGUCAUUCAUUCUGUUCUGGUCACUUUUUUUUUGUUCAGUGAAUGACACCAGCAUUUGUCAAAACUCUGCUUUGCUCUGUGUAGGUUUGUGGAAAACCCAGAUUUCCAAAAUGAAUAAAGAUGCGCAGAUGAGAGCAACCAUUAACCAAAAGCUAAUAGAAACAGGAGAGCGAGAACGCCUUAAAGAGUUGCUGAGAGCCAAAUUAAUUGAAUGUGGCUGGAAGGAUCAGUUGAAGGCACAUUGCAAAGAUGUCAUUAAAGAAAAAGGACUAGAGCAUGUUACUGUUGAUGAUUUGGUGGCAGAAAUCACUCCCAAAGGCAGAGCUUUGGUACCAGAUAGUGUAAAGAAGGAGCUCUUGCAAAGAAUAAGAACCUUCCUUGCUCAGCAUGCCAGUCUUUAACUUUGACAUUCAUCUGGGAUACAGUUUCCUGCAUUACAUCAGUCAUGUCAGGAUUGGAAUGCAGUUUACAUACUUAAGAUGAAAAAUCAUUAAUUUUUCUUUGCACUGCAUCAAUUUCUUAAAGUUGGUGUUAUUUUAAUAAAAAAUUUUGUGGACUCACGGUUCUAAGGGG
This is a messenger RNA of Lonchura striata (white-rumped munia), 707 nucleotides long. Lineage: Eukaryota; Metazoa; Chordata; Aves; Passeriformes; Estrildidae. The record is from RefSeq and is a predicted model, not a curated record.